AUGGCGGCAUUUUCAGAGUGUCUUACGGAAGUGGGGCUACAGGAUUUAGGAUUCAGUGGUUACCCAUAUACUUGGGAAAAUUGUAGAAGAAAUGGCGGCUACAUUGAAGAGAGCCUGGAUCGCUUUGUUGCAAACCAUGAAUGGAGGGCGUGCUGGCGUAAUGGGCAGGUUCUUCAUUUUGACGCAACCCGGUCAGACCAUCGGCCCGUGGCUUGCGACACGCUCGGGGAGGAAGAUGAGGAAACACGAUGGGGAUGGUCCUUCCACUUUGAAGCUCAAUGGACUAAGCACCCUGAGUGUGAGAACAUGAUAGCUACAGCGUGGGGCUCUGCCACCGGGAAUGCUCUCAUGAAAUGUACUCAAGUGAAAGAUUCUCUGGACGGGUGGAGCAGGGCGGCUUUCCCGAAUUUCCGUAGACAGAAAGCGAGAAUCAGAAGAGCGCUAAAUGCUCUGGAGCGAAGGGAGAGGACGCCAGAAGUUCUUGAUCAAAGGGCCAAGUUACAGCUUGAGAUGGAUGAGUUGGAGAGCGAUGAGGAGCUCUACUGGCAGUAG
Molecule: messenger RNA, 552 nt
Organism: Linum trigynum
Lineage: Eukaryota; Viridiplantae; Streptophyta; Magnoliopsida; Malpighiales; Linaceae
Source: the annotation of a GenBank genome assembly